UUAGUACAGUAGCAAUACUUUAAAAACUAUACGUUCUCGAAUUAAAAACUACAUUUCCCAUGGUACAUCUCGUGCGCGAUGACGCCUGCGACAGUCCGAGUUGACUUUUGAUCCAAGUCAACGUACAGUGAUUUGGAUAAACACUGUUUAAGACACUGAUGGAAACCCUUUAAAUUGUACUGUAAGACCUUCCGAGCCGUCGGGAUCAUGCAGUGAAUCGCUCCUGGCACUGACUGGUGGUUCAGGACACCGUGUCCUCUCUUCUGCUGGGUUUCUCUUGUGCCUGAUGCCAUGAUGGCGGCAGAUGUCCACAAUAAGGGUGCAGUCUGGGAGGUUAAAAAUGGCAACUUGGUGCCAUCAGAUCGACUCCGGCAGGACCGAUCGUAUAGUCCGACCCCAGGGCUGGUGGAGGGGACAGAGCCAGGUGCUGGACAGGAGGGCGCCAUGUUCGUUCAUGCCCAGUCUUUUGAGGACUUGACUGCUGACAGCGAGCCCAACACCGAUGAUAAAUCUGCAGAGGUUGGCAGCUCAAAUCUAGAGAAUGCUCAAGAAGAGGCUCUGGAAGGAGGUGAGGAGGAGGUGCAGGAGCAAGGUUUAGUGAUUGAACAGGAGGAAGGAGGGAAAGAGGAGGUUCGGAACAGCAACAAGCCAAAAGAGGAGGAUGUGACAAGUGAAACUUGGCGGAGUCACAGGAAGCAUAUGUUUGUCUUGAGUGAGGCAGGGAAACCCAUCUAUACACGCUACGGAACAGAGGAAGCGCUCUCCAGCAUCAUGGGAGUCAUGAUGUUACUCAUGUCAUUUGUAGAGGAUAAGAAGAACAUCAUACGCUCCAUCCAUGCAGAUGGCUACAGGGUGGUAUUCCUGCGGAAAAGCCCUAUCAUCCUUGUGGGAGUCUCUCGCACUAACUGCUCCGACCGGGAAUUGACACGAGAGCUUCAUUACGUGUACUACCAGAUUGUUAGCUUGCUCACCCUCACGCAGCUGAACCACGUCUUCCAGCAUCGGCAGAGCUACGACCUGCGCCGCCUACUGGCUGGAUCAGAACAUCUCACCGACAACCUUCUGCGGCUCCUCGAUCAAGAUCCAGGCCUGCUGCUGAGUGCCGUGAUGUGCCUGCCUCUGGCCAGUUCGGCCCGUGACAUGGUCUCCUCCAGCUUGCAGGCUGCUAGAGCCAAGAACCUGGUAUUCUCCAUCCUGCUAGCAGGAAACAGGCUGGUGACGCUUGUGCGCAAGAAGGACCAGUUUCUGCACCACAUGGACCUGCACUUGCUCUUCAACUUGGUCGGCUCUUCGUCCUCCUUCAGAGAAGGUGAAGGGUGGACACCCAUAUGUCUGCCCAAGUUUAACCCAGCUGGAUUUUUCCACGCACAUAUUUCUUACCUGGAACCGGCCUCGGAUCUGUGUCUCAUCCUGGUGUCCACAGAUCGUGAGGAUUUCUUUAACCUCUCCGACUGUAAGAAGCGGUUCCUAGAGCGCUUGCGCAAACGCAGUGCAUAUCAGUCCCUGCAGGAAGCACUGAACACACCAAGUUAUCCUGUUUCACAGGUUGGCAUACCUGAGCUGCGACACUUUGUGUACAAGUCUAAAAGCUCUGGGCUCUAUACAAGCCCUGACCUUCCAACUCCAUACCAGGGAGAAGAGGAGCACGAGAGGCUGAUGGGAUUGUACCAGUACAUGCACAGCUGCCUACAUCACCCCACACGCCCCCUGCGCUACAUCUACCGCUGCACUGAGACUGAGAACCUUUAUGCCUUGGUAACAAGUGGGUUUGAGCUCUACCUCUGCUUCAGUCCUCUGGGAACAAAGGGUCUGGCUAUGUCUGCUGUCAACAAACUCUUGAGGUGGAUCAGGAAAGAGGAGGACCGUCUGUUCAUACUCAGUCCCUUGACAUACUGAGUCAGUUCAGGCAGUUCUGAACACCAGAAACACUAGUGAACGUCUGACCCCAGACUGCUGAAAGAGCAGCAUCUGUGACUCUACUUGAAUGAAUGAAGAUGCAAACAGAUGCUGUCAGAUAUUAAGGGCUUGAUUGAUAUUUUUAGGGCUGUUCACGCUGGUGAAGUAUAAUAGAUGUAAGCAGGAAGGAUUGAAACCGAGUAAAGGGUGUUUAACUAUUCCUGUCAGCAGCUGUCAAAGUAUGAAAUACGAUAUUUACAGAUAAUUGCUUUUAAACGUGGCCCGGUAACCAGCAGCAAAACAUUAAAAGCAGUAGAUUAGCAAUAACAAUUGAAUAAAUGCUCACAAUGUUUGUAUGCUGCUGGAAAGUAAACAUCUAGGCCUGUGCUUUUUACUAGACCUGUCACUGUUUCAGCUUAACAUCUAUAGUUUUAAAUGAGCCCAGGUAACAAAUACUACUGAUUGCAUUUAUUGAGCUGUGACCUUCAUAUUUCAUAAUUUUCAAGAGAAGAUAAACUGAAUCUUUUUUGAUCAUAGCUAGAUUUUUAUGUUUCCAGCCUGGUGUCAUUCAUAAAAGUGUGGUGUGUUGGGACUAAAAGUAUUUCCUAGCUAACCAAACUAACUUUAUAUAACAGGCAUUUCAUUUAAGAGAUGUGACUGAGUAGGUACACAAGGUAAAAAAAAAAAAAAAAACCUGCGCCAUGGAUCGAUUUGAAGUGAACUGGUCUGUAUAUAGUUAAAGUUCUCCAUCUCUGUGUCAUUUUGUCAAAUUUUAAUGACUGACCAUGUGUUGCUACUGAGGGCUUCCCCAAAUCACUAAAGGACCAGUAGAAUCAGAGAUACCUCUGAGGUAAUAUAACAUUUGACAUUAUGCUUUUCUUUUAUGUUUCGUUGAUGCACUUGAUUGUUAAUUUGUUACUAAUGCUUUCAUUUAAAUGAAUAGGAGAAGUGACACUGUGUUCUGAGACCCUCUGAUGUACUCACUGCUCAAGUCAUUUAUGGUCUUGUUAUUCCUUGGGGUAAAUGAUGUAGAUGUUAAUAGAUGUCAGAGGAAACUAGGUGGAAAUUUGCACAUCUGGUGUUUCCAAAAUUUUGGUGGAGGUGGUGGUGGCACUCAUUAUUCUGUUUACUUUCUGUCUAAAGCUAUUUUGACAUUGUGCAUCAUGUUGAAAACUAUCAAAAGAAAUUAAAUCCAUUUAUGGGAGAAAUUCAUCGUUUGCCACAUUUAA
Molecule: messenger RNA, 3125 nt
Organism: Cyprinus carpio (common carp)
Lineage: Eukaryota; Metazoa; Chordata; Actinopteri; Cypriniformes; Cyprinidae
Product: protein SAND-like
Biological process (GO): protein targeting to vacuole; vesicle-mediated transport
Source: RefSeq, a predicted model, not a curated record